This is a messenger RNA of Postia placenta MAD-698-R-SB12, 1068 nucleotides long. RefSeq lists its product as hypothetical. NCBI's taxonomy places the organism in Eukaryota, Fungi, Basidiomycota, Agaricomycetes, Polyporales, Adustoporiaceae. Bases 55 to 672 code for a protein of 205 amino acids. The transcript is spliced from 3 exons. The record is from RefSeq and is a predicted model, not a curated record.
GCCUCCCAACAAAGCACUACGCACCUGCCUCUCCUUACCUCUCGCUCUUUUACAAUGCUUGCUAUCGGUGUUCUCUCGCUGGCCUUGGCCUCUGCGGCGUAUGCAGCGCCAACGGUUGUUAAGCACAGCACCGCGUCUUGGUGCACCGGCCUCGGCGGAGGCGCAUUCGAUACUGCGUACAACUUCACGCUCGCCGCCUACAACACGACGUCGAGCAACACGAACUCGACGGGUGUGCCGCUCGUGUUGGGCCAAGCUGGGACAUCGGAGCAGAUGGCAUCCAUGGUCUUGUCGACCUAUGCUUCGUACCCCUACAACGACUUCCCCAACUUCUCGCUGCUUCAGGGUGCUCUGACUCCCAAUGCCGAGGCCACCAACGGAAGUGUUUCCGCGGCUGACACGAGCGUCGACGCCGGCAACGAACCGACGUUCAUGGUCAGCAGCGGUACCGUGCCCUCUGCUGCUCAGGUGUACUGCGCAGUGGCGGAUACGGACCCGGAACAGAGCGGUCAGCUCCCGAUCCUCGCCGUGAACCGUGAAACCGACCAGUUCUCGCUCUGCACGUCCGGCACCCAGACCAACGUUGUCUACCGUGCCUCAUCGAACAACGAGAGCAGCUACGACUACGACAGCUGCUACCCUGUCGCCAUCCACGUAGUGGGCCUGAACUGAUAGCACUGCUAGCAGCUCAGAGUCUGCGCAUGUGAUACCAGACUAUGUGGUCGACUCUUGGACGAAUUGAACUUCUAAACUACUUUGUUCGCUGCCGGAGUAGUUUCAUCCGCCACGCUACGCGGCCAUAUAACCUAAUGGGCAGUUCUAUUUGACAUUUGGAUGCGAUUGCCUGGCAUGGGCUUUGUCUGACAACACAAGUGCCCCGGUUAAGGUACACAGGUCGAUGGAUAGGUGUGUUCUGUCAAUGCUGGUUGAUGAAGUUCAACGUUUCCCGCUUUGAAUGACUGUCCUCAAGCCCUCAUGAUCGCAUUUUGACAUCUCCCUAUUGUGACUGGAAAUCUGUGGGAUGCGUCCAUACAGCAGUAGGUCUUGCUCUGUAAUAUUGAUGUCAUC